Messenger RNA from Panicum virgatum (switchgrass), 432 nucleotides. RefSeq names its product disease resistance protein RGA5-like. The record is from RefSeq and is a predicted model, not a curated record. NCBI's taxonomy places the organism in Eukaryota, Viridiplantae, Streptophyta, Magnoliopsida, Poales, Poaceae. Bases 1 to 432 code for a protein of 143 amino acids. The transcript has 2 exons.
AUGCUAUUGAAAGGGGACAAGAAGCGGAUCUACCUCCUCAAAUCCGAGCUCGAACGAUUGAUAUCUGAAUAUCUGAUGGAGCCGUCAGAUGUGGGUUAUCCUGCUUUGAGCAUCGAAUACUGGGUAAAUGAGCUCACUGAGCUGGCGUACAACAUCGACGACUGCGUGGACAAGCUCGUGCAUAGAUACAUCGAUGGCUCUAAGAUCACACAUAUUUGUAACAGGCUGAGGGAGAAGUUGAACCCUCUUCGAUGGCUCACCAACGACUUCUCAGAAUUUAGAGAUCGUCUGAGGAGGGCUAUCCAGCGGUACAGGAACUUUCAUCUUGAUCGAUGGACCUUCAAGCCUGGCAUUCUCUCCGAUCCGCCUCUGCUUCCGCUGCUAGAUAGCGGGGCCCCUGGUCUUGUGGGUUUGGACAGUGUUGAUGAUUAA